GCAGCACAGGGCAGAUGCGGAGUGAGUGGCAGUGCAGGCAGCUUCCCCGGCACGCGUGGUGGCACAGCUGCAGGCACCUCUGGCCAUGGCAGAGCCUUCGCUGCCCCUCUGCUUCCUCUGCCUCCUCGCCCUCUCCUCAGCCUGCUACAUCCAGAACUGCCCCCGGGGCGGCAAGCGGGCCCUGGCUGACACAGCCCUGCGACAGUGCAUGCCCUGUGGCCCGGGGAACAGAGGCAACUGCUUUGGCCCUGGCAUCUGCUGCGGCACAGAGCUGGGCUGCUACCUGGGCACGGCCGAGACGCAGCGAUGUGCUGAGGAAGACUACCUGCCUUCACCCUGCCAGGCUGGCAGGCAGCCCUGCGGCGCGGGGGGGCGCUGUGCCGCGCCUGGCAUCUGCUGCACGGCCGAAACCUGUGCCAUGGACGCUGGCUGCCUGGAUGAGGACAGCGAUGGGGCUCAGGAGGCAGCCGAGAAGAACCUGACAGUGCUGGACAGCUCAGCCGGAGAUCUGCUUCUCAAGCUGAUGCACUUAGCGAAUCGGCAGCAGCAGGGCAAGCAUCCCCUCCUCUGAGCAGGGGCACUCAGUGUCACUGCCACCGUCCCUCCGCCCCAACCGUGUAAAUACAAGACCCAAUAAAAGUCCUUGUGCACUGUAA
Molecule: messenger RNA, 656 nt
Organism: Pogoniulus pusillus (Red-fronted tinkerbird)
Lineage: Eukaryota; Metazoa; Chordata; Aves; Piciformes; Lybiidae
Product: vasotocin-neurophysin VT
Exons: 3
Coding region: 86-571 (161 amino acids)
Cellular component (GO): secretory granule; extracellular region
Molecular function (GO): neurohypophyseal hormone activity
Source: RefSeq, a predicted model, not a curated record